This is a messenger RNA of Bicyclus anynana (squinting bush brown), 15798 nucleotides long. RefSeq lists its product as uncharacterized. The record is from RefSeq and is a predicted model, not a curated record. Bases 1224 to 4943 code for a protein of 1239 amino acids. The transcript has 2 exons. Lineage: Eukaryota; Metazoa; Arthropoda; Insecta; Lepidoptera; Nymphalidae.
UUCUGACAUAAACACAAAAAAAAAAUCGUGAAAUCGGUCCAGCUUUUUAUGAGUGAUGGCGUGACUAAGAGAUAUAUGGAUUCAUUUUAAUAUACCUAUACGAAGUCACAGAGUAGCAAAAUAAAUCAAUUAUUCGCUAGUCUUUCAGCGACGACGUCAUUAUUUCGUGCCAUUUUGUAUGGGGUGUUUUACAUUAUGUAAAUACAAUAUUCACCAGUGAUAAUUGCUAUGUUAUAAGUUUCAGGCAAAUUUGCAAAACAGCUGAUAUUGUUGUCCUUCAUAUUUCUAUCGAAAUUCAAUAUUACGAAUUAAAAAAAAUUAAAUAGAUCACCACUAUAAAUUAUUUAAAACUAGCAGACGCCCGCGACUUCGUCCGCGUGAAAAUCAAUGUUAACUUUCAGCCCUACUUCACCUUUACUUUAAGAGUUGAAUUUUAAAAAUUCUUGAAACACAUUAGAUUUCGUGUUUUUUUAUGAUUUCUGAACAAAUUUUUAAAACUCUAAAACUUUUAACCCCUAUUUCACCCCCUUUUUAUUUUAGGGUCCAAAAGUAGCCUAUAAUUACCUCCAAAGUCUCAUUUAUCAUUAUACCAAAGUUCAUCUUGAUCGGUUCAGCCGUUUAGCCGUGAAAAGGUAACAGACAGACUUACUUUCGCAUUUAUAAUAUUAGUAUAGUUAAUGAAAACAAUAACAUUAAAGUUUGCUUGCUAUCGCGAGUUACCGCCAUCUGCAUGAAAAGGCUCGAACUACUACGUGUGGUGAGAGGUGGCGAUGCACGAUGCAUCAGGGCAAGUAUCUAAAACAGCGCCAUCUAUUAUUAUUAAUUAAGCACAGAUAAUGUCAUUUCCUAGAUUUUUAAAAAUACCUACAGGAAAUCGGGACCCGUGUAAUAGUAAAGGUUUAAAAAUAAAUCGGUUAUUUUAAAAUACAAAACUACUUUGCGAGUAAUUGAACUUGUGCAUAGCUAACAGUUAGGUAUUUAAAUAGCAAGCGGAAUUCCGCGGACUAUAUCUAUAGGCAAUUAUUGUGCGCUCUGUGAAAUUGUCGCUCGACCGCAAAGUGCAGACGGGGGUCCGAUGCCCUCGGAUUAGAGAUCGUUACCGGCCGUAAUGACCCCCGGCUGCGGUUCCGGCCGACGACUCGCCGCGCGCUCGGCCGAGUGGCCCGAUGAGCGUGUAGCUCGCUCGGUGCGUCCUCUGCGUGUUUCACUAACAUGAGCCCCACAUGAGCCCGAAGCGGCGAGCACCCGCUCCGAGCCGGCGACGAGCCGGGCGGGCCAGCUCCCGCUCGCCCGGGCCGCUCGCCCCGGGCAGCGCCGCGGCGCACAGAUAUGGAUUUAAGAUUAACGAGGGCACGCAGGCGGCGGCGCGCGCGGGGCGGGCGGGUGUUUACGUGCGGCGGGUGCAGGGCGUGCAGGCGGCGGCCGAUCGAUGCUGGGCGGGGCGCGGCGCGCGCGGGGGGCGCGGGGGCGGGGCGAGCGCGGCCGCCAGUCCGCCUCGGGGCCGCGUUCGCGUGGUCGUCGCCCGAGAGUGUCGUGCGGCGGCCGGAGUGUCUCCGCGAGCGCUCGGCGGCGGCGGCGAGCCUCGCGCCGCCCGCCUCGAUGCCGCGCGCGGCCGCAGCGCACCCCCGCCCCGCGCCCCCUCCGCCCGCGCCCGGCGCCGCGCGCGCAGCGCCGCGCCCGCGCCGCCCGAGCCCCCGCGCCCGCGCCUGCGGCCCGUGUUCCUGUGGGCGCGCCAGCUCGACGGCACCGUGCAGGAGGUCCGCUGCGAGGACUACGACGCGCGCAACCGCCUGCGCCUAGCGCGCACCGCCAGCGGCUGGCGCGUCAUCCCGCGCACCGAGAUCUACAACGCGAUCCGCGUGCCCCCGCCGCCCGCGCGCGCCCCCCGCGAGCGUCGCCGGCGCCGCCGCUGCGCCCGCUCGCGCCGCCGCGCGCGCGCGCCCGAGCCCGCGCUGUGGCAGCCCGACCUGGAGUCGCACAUCCCGUCGCACACGAUCGCCGUGCCGCGCGCGCCGCCCGAGCCCACACCGCUCGACAACCUGCUGGCCGUGGCCGAGCUGGAGUUCAACCAGCAGCUGGACGGCGCGGCCUACUCGUUCCUGCCGGCCGAGCAGGUCGCGCGCGACGUCAUGUCGUUCGAGCUGGGCGAGCCCGAGCCGUCCGACGAGCUGGGCGCGCACAAGGAUCUCUUCGAGACGAUCAGCGAGGCGCACUACCUGCCGGAGCUCGGCGGGCCCCACGACGAGGAGUUGCUCGAGUCCCUGGUGGAGAAAGGUUGUGAAGAUAAUCAGAUCCUGGUAGACCAGGCUCUGGACAAGCUGUCGCACCUCGUGCACGGAACCGGCGAGUACGGCGUCGAGGACGACAUGCUCCUGAGCGACGCCCCCGUUUCGGAAAUCAUGAACCGACUGGAGCAGACUCUCGAAUCACCCGGACAGAGCAGCAUCACCGCGGCGCAGGGCCUGCUGCACCUGCACCACAUAGGAGACCACCUGUCGCAGGCGAGCCACGCGCAAGUCGAGCAGUCGUACAUGUCCGAGGAAGUGUUCGCGCCGGAAGACGCGUCCCAGUGUCCGAUGGAAUCGUUGACUGCUGCAGCUAAUGAGUUGCAGGAUAUGAAUGACUUGGAUCAAAUGGAAUACGACGCCGAGAGCGCUGAGAAAACGCUAGAUCCUGACAUUGACAACGUGCACGGCAUGUGCACGGAACGCGUACCUGACUCUCUGGACGCUGAUUCUGAAAAUAAAACUUAUCACGAGCUUGAGCCGGAAGCGUUGCCCGAUCAAAGUGAAGCUGAUACACCCAUCCAAACCUCUGACGAUGUCACCAGCGGUGAGUGUUUACAAACUUGUGAAGAACUAUGUACAAAAGCAGACGACGAACAAAACAUAGAAGAAACCAACGAGGAGGAAGUUGAAAAAACUACCGACGAGCCGGCCGAUGACAACAACGGCGAUAUAGAUCAUCGCGAAGAGCCGGUGAACGAAGAUUUGGUACCCACAGAUUUGAGUAUAAAGAACGUUGACAAAUCUGUCACACCUCUGAUAGCUCCGUGCGAUACCGACACUCCUCACUUCGAAGACAACAUGUCGAUAAAGAGUGAGGAGCAGCCGAGGGACCUGACCGUGCACAGGCGGUUGCCCACACCGCAGGCGUCACCGCGAAGGACAGAAGUUCCCCGCGCACCAUCGAGGGAGUCGGACGCGAUGCAAUCGCCCCAGCCCAGCGGCAUUCCAGCCGUACCGAGCUCACCGGAAAUCUUCACUAUGCCUCUGACUAAAAGCAAACAAACAUUAUUCUUGGAGACGCUGCUCUCGUCACCCUCUCCCAAGAUGUAUACCUCGGAAGUGACGAUAACGAAACAGCAAUGCGAGCCCCUCAAUCUCGGUAAACAUCGAAAAUCGGCCAGUCCGACGGUCUCCAGUUGCUCGGACGAAAUGAAGAAAUUGAACAAGGAAUUCGGAGAGCCCCAGGAAAAAAAAAUGAAGCAUGAAUCUUCGGAAGAGUUGGCGAAAGUUAGCAAAGUAUUCAAAACAGAAGAACAAGUCAAAAAACCUGAUAUGAAAAUGGCCAAAACGCCCUCAGACGAUGCGAGUCCACUUAAACAAUUAUUAGUUUUGAAAUCGAAUCCCGAAUUCAACGUUCCAGAUCCUUUACUGAUUCCCAAGGAUAAACUGAACGGUAUUCUGCUCAACCCCGGCCAAAACAUACCGGCCCUGCUGAUGCAGAGGCCGGAGCUGCGCCUGCCGCAGGCGUUCGCCUACCCCGCCGUUCUGCAGGACCCUGACAUACUAGUCGUGUCGUUAUCGCAACUGGAGACGAUCCUGGAGAACGAGGAGAUGAAAUCACCGUCACCCAGACCUCCGAAAGACAAAGACCCUAAAUCGAUCACGUCGUCCAAACAGCCGGGCACGCCGCAGCCCGAUCAGACCGGCCAACCCAAGCCCAUCCCUUCGAUGGACGCUCUCGCCGGCGACAUAGACGCCGCCACGUCAGCCGCGCUCAACCAGAUGCUGUGGCUGCCGUACCUGAGCCAGCUAGAAGCUAUGGCGGCGUGUUCCCAGAACAUGGAUUUCCUGAAAGCUUUAAAUUCGGCCGGUUACACCGGACCGAACUAUCCGGAACUCUCGCAGAUGUUCAACCCAUCCCAUCGCUUCAUGCCCCAGCGCAGCUUCGCGGUAAUGCCUCCCUUGGAUUACGACAACGGGCUGCAGAUGGCCAUGUGGCAGGAGGCGAUGUCGCACGCGAACGCCUCCCACAACCGGUCGAAAGGGGCGUCGGUGGAACAGUUGAAAGAGUUGUCCAAGUCCAGCGAAGGAGCCGUCCAGAACCCGUACGUACAUUCCACGAAGAGCCACCCGACCAAGACUCACUCGUCCGCCCGCACGAGUCCGAUAGCUCACAGCUACAACCAGCGAGGGAUGGCCCACCACCCGUUCCUGCAGGGCAUGUACCCGGGCAUGACCCCGAACGUCCGGCCGAACGUGCCCCUGCCCGGGCUCCAGAUCCCCUACUUCAACCCUUCGAUGAUGGGGAACCAGCGGUCACCGCGCACCGGACAGCAGAAGAGUCCGAGCUCGCCGUACUACCCGAACAACAACUACUUGCAAUCGCUGAAACAGGCGGAGAGUCAGAACCAGCGCCACGCCUCGCAAGACUCCCCGCGGCCUCGCAUCAGCGUCAAGUCGUUGCACAAUCUGCUGGAGCCCUCUGCGGCGGCGGCGUCGGGGGUCGGGGCCCGGCGCGCGUCGAGCACCCCCACGGCGCACCGGCGCCGCGAGGAGCCCGAGGUGGGCAGCACGACGCCGGGCGAGCCCGCCGCGCAGCUGCCGCCGCACCCGCACGACCCCGCGUCCUUCCACCUGUGGCACCCCCUGUUCGGCAAUCAAAAAUCUUACAACAGUCCAUGGAGUUGGACGACAGUGACCGCCACCGGGGACUGACCGCGAGCACCGCGCGGGCAGCCGCCUGCGCACUGAGCGCUGGGGACUGACCGCGUGCGCUGGAGACUGACGGCGAGCGCCGGGGACUGACGGCGAGCGCCGGGGACUGACGGGAUGAGCGGCGGCGCAGGGGAAUGAGGGCAGCCCAGGGCCCAACACCCAGUUACGACGAUACCUUUAGUACGACCUAGAUGUACAGCGCUAUCGGUAACACGAGCUGUAAGUUAUGUUAUAAUAUGUAAACAAUUUUAACUGUGUCAUGAAUUUAUUCACACUAGUGUAUAAAGCGUGGCUUGAAGGCACUUAAAUUUGUAUAUGUGUAUGUGUCCUAAGUUUAAAUGAUCUAGAUGCCUAACUUGAAUGAUAUGAUCGUGACAUUAACAUCAGUAAAGUGACAAUUAAAAAACGAUAACGCAUUAUUCAGCUCACCAACUUUAAUAAUGAAUAUCAUGUUUAUAGUUCACGAUUUACAAUCAAUAAAAGAAAUGUAAACCAACACCUUAUAGAUCUGACAAAACAUUUUAAAGCACGUUUCCUCUUCGAUACCAGAAUAUCCUCAGUGGAGGACUCGCAAUAUUCAAUUACAAAGUUUGCGAUAUUCAACUGCUGACUUUGCGCUAUCCAAUUGCCGAUAACUUUGCAAUUGAAUAGUCGUGUCAACAAACCCAGGGAAUGUAUCAAUAGGUAGGUCAAAGUAAAACGUGAAUUAAGAGUGUUUUAUUCUGUGCGACUUUGCCGCAUUUUUCAGUUCAUUGUAUCUCUUACUUUUAACUAAUAUUCAUAUACAUAGUUUGCAAUUGCAACUUAUUUCAGCACAGCCAAUUAGCCAGCCAGCAUUAAGGCAUUUACUUAAUAAACAUUAAGACACAUUCUUAUACAGAUGUAAGUCAUUCUUUCGAACGAUUAAUCGAAUGAGUCAUAUCAUUCAAUGAAUGUCGCAGGUCAAGAAUAAGUUAAUUGAUAGCAUGCUGUACCUAGGUCGUACAUAACCGUAUUUGUGUGGAUACCAUGUGGAUACUCCCAAAUAUUUAAAAGACAUUAUUUGAUGUUAAUUUUCCAAAGGUUCUAGAACUAUUUGGUAUAAAGACAGUAGUUAAGUAUUUUAGUUGUGUUUAUCUCCUUGAUAUUAUUUAUUACUAUUAGUGUACAUGUAUACGUUGAUGUUCUUUGAUUCCAUUCAUAAAAUAAAUGUGUGUGAUAUAAUACGGACAACUUAAUGAAUGUGUCAUAAAUGUGAUCUAAUGUGUAUGUUCUUCUAACUUCUUUAUGUUUAUCUUAUAGAAUUGUUUAAUAUGUGUUAGUAUUAUAGUAGAUACACACACAACACCCCACCAGACGCGUCUCAACACCCCGACACCACACAAACGCAGGGAUCUAGGUGUUAAAAACAUCUACCUUCCAACUUACCUUCUAACUUAGUCGCGAGUUUUUAGCCAGAUUAAACGGGCAGAUAACACUAAAUCAAUGAAACUUUCUCUUAGAGUAUACUCCGUAGAUUAUAAAACGUGUUUAAAAGUAAGCAGAGAGAACUAAGUAAAUGUCUAAAAUGUAAUCUGAGUAAUUUUUCGUCAUCUACAAAUACGUCGACGCCUUUUUUUAAUGAUUUUACACAUUACAUUUAUUAUUAUUCAUCAAACUGUUGAUGAAUAUAGUAUUCAGCUUGAUUCUUUACCGAUAACUGUACCGAUGAAAUGACGUAUAUCAACAACAACUGUCAAGUUAGAUGUCACAAAUUAGAGUUGUCUGAUACCAUUUUAAGUAAAUAAAAAGAGCAUUAGAUGGUAAAGAAUAUGCUUAUAAGUAAGCCAUAAAGAUCUGACUCGAGGUGUGCGGUAAACCGUUGGGAUAGCGUGGGGUGUUGUCAGUGUGUCUCUGCCAUUACAUUAAAUAGAGGCUAUGAUUUAGGACGUACAGUAACGUUGCGACACUUUGCAUGUCUCGUUUCGUGACUUAGAGCUAUAAAAUAUUAUAUUUUGAUAUAAAAGGUGUUACAAUUUAACUAUUUUUUAACUUUCAGCUUAUAUUGGUAAACGGAAUAGAAACAUAUGUCUGCGAAAGAUUCAGCUCUAAACUCUAGCUUGCUGAUAAUAAAGGUCAAAAUGCAACUGAAGCUGUAAUAUAGCUGUAGGAUGUACUGCAAGCUAUUACGUGUUACAGUUACUAUACAGCUCUUGUACAAGCAGAGUUUUUGCUGGUAUUCCCUACUUACUAGUAAAUUAAUAAAAAGAUAAAUACUAUCUCACUAUUAAUAAUUCAUGAUGUGUCAAAUUUGACGCCACAAAAUGUAUUUCUGUAAUUUUUCCUGUUUACAUAAAUGCAUAAUUUAUAUUUGAAUACCAUAAUUUUAAGACUUGAAAUUACAUUAAUGAUGUCUAACAAUUUCCUAAGUAACUAUCAAGUUUAAAAUUACUUGGACAUUUUGUAACGUCAAACAAUUCUGAGAUAAGCUUAUAUUUAUAUAAACUCUACCAAUAUAAACUGAAACAGUGGUCACCCUAUUAUCAUGACGUACCUUAACUAAGUGCAUUCAAUUUAUAAUUUAUUUGAAUCAUACGCUCGUAACAAUAAGGUUCUUUUUCUAUCGCACCACCCGCCCUUAGUGAAUGAAUUGAUCCGUCCGAUGUCGUCAGUCCCCUGUGUCGUCGCGGUGCCGUAGUCGUGACCAUUAAAAGGUGCCCAGUGAACUUGUCUUUUUGGAGAAAUUAUGAUUCUAAGAUUUAUAAACAUUGUCUAUACAAAAGUCAGUCCGCAUAAUAUAUUUUUUUUCUAUUAUUUGAUGUCGUAGCUAACGAUAACGAUAUUUCGAUAACAUUAAAUUAUCAAAAUGGAAUGUUUAAACAUUUACAGAAUAACAUAAAAUUCAUGCAGGAUUAUUCCAAUAAUUUAUACGAACUUUAUUAAUGUGAUCUAAGUGAUUGUAACUUGCCAAAGAGCAAAAAAAAGUAUAAAAUUUUACAUAAAGUAUUUUAACUUUACAAUGGAGGUAAUAAAAACUGAAAUGGUAAUAAUGCUAGAAAAUCAAUAUCAAGUAUAUAAGUGAUUAUUAUUUUGCGUUGCAAAUUCAAUGCAGUUUCUAUUCCAGUAAUUUAAUUUUUUCCUCACAAAUAACAUUGUAAAAUUGUAAGAAAAUCGAAGAGUAAGAAGUAGAUUGGUAUAUUACUUGUAGGCAGUGGCGUAACUGCAGGUACCAUCUGAAGUACAUGGCAAACUCGUCAUCGCCAAGUUUUUUUUUUAAAUGUUUGAUUGCUUCUGUGCUCACUGCCUCGCUAACUUCGAGUCGUGAGUCCGUGGCAUUUUGCCAGCCUCGUCACCAUACAGUUGCACCACUGCUACUAAGUAGGUACAUUAUGAAUAGGUCUAUAGGCACAUAGUAAACCGUUACAAUCGUACGAUACAUAGCACAAAUAGAUAAAUGUGUUUCCAAGAAACUAUUAAAGCUCUUGAUAGCUAUAAAAUAACUUAGUUUUCAGUUUAAUCUGUCCAUUAUCUGAGUCGGUAACCCAGUUAGUGCACAGUGCGCCGGAUCUGACGGCAGCCUGCGCCGGCUCUACUGCCUUAAUGUUUUUUUAAUUGCACACACAAGUCAAUGACUCUACGCCCCGACAACGUGGAAUGGAACUUAUAGAACGCUUUAGUUUUUACUUGGCGGAAUACCUGCCGGGUAAUAAAAUGUUCAUGAAUAAAUAAUUCCACCAAUUUCAUUUAGCGAAUUACGAGUGCGAAGUAAAAAACGCGAAUUAACAAAGUUUUUAAUGUUUUAUUCAGAACUUUUGAAAUUCCAAUUUGCGUUAUGGCGCCGCGUUGUUGAAAGCCCUAUUUUUUUUUUCUUUUAACUUGGGAAUGUUAUUUAUUAGUUCUUGCGUUGUUCCCGAAGUGUUCAACCUAGCAACAAUAAUUUAGCUUUGUUAAAACACUAUUCAAGUUAUAGUAGCUUCAUUACUUUUUAAACAUAAAGCUUAGUCCACACAAUUGAACAGUUGUUCAGUAGAGACAAAGCUCCAACGUUCAGACGUUCAAGGCCACAAAGACAAGUUCACUCUGCCCGUCAAACCACUGGAACGGAAUUGCUUACAAAACCCCCCACGGUCGGGCGUCUGCAAUACAUACUAAACGGAGUUAGCGUGGUACAAUGUAAUUGCAGAGAGGACGCUCUAAAUACCAUAUCCCUAAUUUAUAAGAUGGUGCAUCGGGUAUAUUGACGAUUGAUAGAAUAUUCAUAUACUAAACCCAAGAUGUUGAUUCAGUUAAAUUCCCUUUGUUGAGUACUUCAUUACAACUAAUUAAGAAUCGAAACAUACCUAAGCUAGCGGGAAAAGGAAAUCCUUUUGAUCUCUGAUGUUUUAAUAAGUUUUCUAAUUCUUACCAAUAUUUUGGGCUUUGUAUACAGGAAGAAAAUUUUUUUAGUGCGGAUAUUUUUAUAUUUUGUACAUAAACAAAAUUUAAUGAUCACGUAUUUUUUCUUUUUUUUUUUAACUCAAAAAUAACAAAAUUAUCGUUAGCUAAAGUUAUUUACUUUUGAACAGAAUUUUAGGGUCACCCUAUUGUGCGUUUAUUUUAUUUUCGUUUGAUACCUAAAGGACGUCACCAGAUCACUUUUAAGCUGAAUAUAUCAUGUUUAGUAAUAAUAUGUACAUUAUUUUGUUAUUUUAGAGACAUAAAUUAAAAAAAAAAAUUACAUAAAAUGUAUCGAACUGUUUGUAGAUUUAUAUUCUAUUAAUGAUACAGAACCACGAAAAAAAAUAUCCGCACUAAAGACCGAAUCACCCUGUAUAAAUAUAAUAGAAUUAUAUUUUAUUAAUUUAGUUGUGAUAUUUACGAGAUACCGCGCGGUGGAGUUCGCGCAAUUAAUUCCAAAAUUUGACAUAAUUAAAAUAGUAUGAUAAUAUGGCUACAGUUAUCUGUGUUGAAAAAGAAUUCACAUUUUUAGGCUAUCGAUAACUGUUGUACCAUAACUAGUACUGGGAGAGUAUGAAUUUCUUAAUUUAUCGAUAUGUAUAGAGUAGUUUAGGCAAGGUUAUUUGCGAAUACGCCAUCAUGAUACUAUCGCAUCUAUAUUAUUAAAAACAUCAACUUUUUUAUGAUUAUAAUAUGUACCAAAUUUUAAUUUCUAGAAAGUGAGACGUUUGUCGAUAAAAAAAUCAAUUUAUCUAAAUAUUCUUAAUUUAUAAAUAUUUGCUACUUUUUUUAAUUUAAGCGUUCUUGUGAAUACAGCUUUAUGACUAGAUUUUAUAAGUGUUUAAAACUGCUGAUACAAGAAAAAUAAAUCAAGCUCAGAAAAGAGCUAUCGAAUAAAAGUUGCUGGUUUUAAUGGCCUGAUAUCUAUGACAUUGGAACCAACGCGCUUUGUGACGUCAUAUGUGACUAAUUCGAUACGAUGUCAUAAAGAGCCCAUGAUAAGAAAUUGGUGGUAUUUUGUAAAUAACCUUGUAGGUAAUGGUGUUACAAGCAAAAAGAGGUAGCUCACAGACCGAGGUAUACGUAGGUAGCUACGAUUAAUUUCAAAAAGCACGAAAGUGAAUAAAAAACUUUAUAAUAAGUGUCAUUUUAAGAGUCUCAGUGACAUCUUAAUAGACUAAGAGCCGGUAAACCCCAGAGCUUUGUAAUUUAUAAAAGCCAAAAGUUUGUCAGCUCAUGAAGACGAAGUUCUGGCGGUCGCUGGCUCUUCGUCUAUAACUCAAGUUCACUCAAAUCGUAACGUGAGCUAUUCUACCUCUGUGCUCGUUACACCAAAGCUCGUAGAUAUUUGUAUGUUCUGUUUAUCAUAGUCGUGAAGGCCGGCCCAUCUCAGUGUGUCCAUGUGAUGGGUUCCAAAUGAGUGCAAUCCGUAAUGGACUGUAAGAUAUAUAUUGUAGUUAGAAAAGUUAAGCGGCGGUCGGUGCAUUUAAUUUAUGGACGGGUUGAAUGCAGAUUGAAUUUGAAAUUUUAAUUCGUACGCUUGCGUGUGUGCUUCACAUUCUCGAACAUUCUGGUUAUUUGGUGUGCUUCUGAUUGAACGCGAUUACACGACUUAGAUAUAUAAUAUAACAAGCAAACUCCCUGUGGUUUCACCCACGCCGUGGCCUGUGGAAAUACAUGUAAAAAGACAUCGCUUUGAACUCGAUUUUUCAAAUCAAAAUCUAUAAGUUUUUUUUUUUAUUUAAUCUCGCCGCCAAAUAUCAGUAACACAAACCUAGCUUGAAGCUAAGUCUAACCUCUGAAAAUCGCAAGUAAAUUCGCUUAGUAUAAAGAUAGACAGACCAACCGAUAUAAAAAGUAUGUUGUUAGCUGUAUGUAUCUGACGCUUACUCUCGCUACGUCUCAGAAUCGCGUUCUAUUAAAAUGAUUUCUAACAAUAAAAACGUUACACAGUACUUACCUUGAUAGUUAAUUUAAAGAUUUCUCUACGCAAUAGUAAAAAGCACAUUUUCUUUAUUUAGAUAGGUAUUUACUUAUUAGUAUAUAAAAAAAUAAAAAGUAACCAUAAAUUAUAUCUAAUAGAUACAUAAUAUUUGUAAAUUAUUUCAGAAUCAACCUGCAUCUCCACUCUCAUUAAUAUUAGACAGGGAUAGGUUUACAAUUCCUGGAAAGACGCAACUCCAAGGCGAUGUGUCAAACGAAUUCCAACUUAAUCUCUGUAUAGUUAAAGCAUAUAUUUUAUCAAUGUUUUCGUAAAAUAUAAUAAUCUUAGUCCAGGAGUUGUCGACUUACAGUCGCGUAACAAUCGGACUAAAAUGAGAGCGGGAGACGAUUAAUACGAUCUCUCUUUCACUCUUAGGUCUUAGGGUAAGGUUGGGUUUACACAGUAUUGUCUUCAUAUUUAAGCGAUUUCAUACUAAAAGUACUAUUCGUCUAAGUUGCAUUGUAAAUGUAUGCGAGAAAUGUACGUAAUGUUCUGACAUUUUAUCCUUUAAAAAAAAUAUUUUAUUAGUGAGAUAAAUACUACAACCAUGAUAGUGUAAAAUUGCUUAAUAUUUAAUCGCGCCUCCAAUAUUGAUCGAUGUUUUUGACAUCUCUGCCAAAAUCAUUGAUUAUACGGACAGAAUGAAGGAAAACACGGCAAUCUUAAUAAAGGGUAUAUUAAAUUUUUGAAAGCUUUUUGUGCUGAGGUAUGUAGGUAUCUACUACGAAAUAAAGUGUCAGAAUACUUAUAUACUUUUACUUUUUUACUAAGCAGCAAGUAACUGUAUAAAUAAUAAGAUAACCUACACAUUAAAAACUUUAUUGAUAUUCACAUAUUGAUGUUACAAUAAGAAUUCGUAUAAGGGCUUCACACAAGUUCUAGAAGUCGGAAUCAGUGUCCUGGAGUACCCUACACUUGACGAUUUGUUGUCUUUUUGGAACUUGUGAGGGUGCUUUCAUAGUUAAGUAGCCGGUGAUGUUGUAAUUAGGAUGAAGUUUAAGUGUAAAUUCGACCUUAAUAUUUAUGUAAUUGUAAGCUAAUAAUCUGCUCUCAUUUCAGUCGGCUUGAAUCUGUGUUAGAGUCAUAAUAUUAUGUAAUUAUAUGCCUGUGUUUGUAUUAUAUCCAUUUACUUAUAAAGAAUCAUAGUAUGUUCUGCUUAAAACCAGAAACUACCGUUAAACUGACGUAAAAAAUUUUUUACGUGCAUUUAUUUAUUCAAUUUCAUAUAUAAUGAUAAAUCAGGCAUGGAAAGGCGCAGUCUAUGAACGAAUAAAGCAUUCGUUUUAAUAGCUUCACGUAAUAAAAAUUAAUGCGCGAUCAUUGACGCACAUUUAUUCUUUCGCACGCAAUUAAAAUGUAAACAAACGGUCAUGAUAAUACAUUGUACGUCAAACUAAACAAAACAUAAAAUAAUUGAAGAAUGUUGUAUUCUGAUAAAUUUUAAGGUUGUGUUUUAGAUUUUAUUGGCUAUUCUACCUCUUUGAUGCCCAUUAUUACAGCCACUAGUUUGUAUCCUGUCACAGAAUACAUUAUGUACAAGACCCUGUUUGAUUAAGGGCAUUGCGCGCCAAACUAAAUUAAGUUAGCUUUAGCGUUGGAGUGCAACCUACGCGAUAAUGACUUUUCACUAGUGUUGCCAGGUCCAAUGUGUCACUAUCCGGAAUGAAAGAUUAAACUAAUUAUGUUUUUGGGUUUUCAAAACGGAAAAACAUUUCCAUACAGUAUUAAUUAAUUAUUAUUAAUUUUCACCUGACAGCCCAAGUACAUACAUGGGCUGAAAUUGGAUUCUUGAAUUUAUAAUUACUGUCUCAGUUGACUUUAUCUAGAAAGAUCAUAGAUAAAAUAUUAUACAUGUGUGUUUAUACAAUUGAUUUUUUUUUAAAUAUCGUUAAAAGUCAAAAAGGUGAAUAAUUGUGAAAUUCAAUGUUAAUUAAGGAUGAAGCACUUGUAAAAAUUGGGAUCGUGAUAAUCCCUGAAAAUCGGAACGUCCCGCGCUAACCUGGACACAUGGCAACACUACUUGUCAACAGUGCUCGCCUCACGCGGGCGCGGGCUCGCUAAUGGACACUAAAUCGAUACUGACAACGGCUAACGAGCCAUCUCUACAGCUCCGAUGAAUCUGAGUGCAAAUUAACAAAAUCCUUACGGCUUUUGUUUAGCUGCUUUUAUAUAAGUUACAGUAAUUAGUGUCACUUGCUCUUACACUAGAAACUUAAGCCAGCUACACACGGGACGCGGUCCGCAGCAUCUUAAGACGGUGUUAGAGUUAAAGUCUAAUCGCAAAACUUCGGAAAGCGCCUACAAAAGCGAAAAUUAUAUAUAAAUAUUAUAUAUUCUUUACAAAGUAGGUAUGGUUGGAUUUAAGUAUCAAUUUACCUACUUUUAACGUCACUAAAAACUUUUGUAUUCGUCUCAAACUUAAAUAUUUUUUUUAUAAGUAAUGGAUUAAAAAACACAGGCGAAAUCGAACGACAGUUUCACUAUUUAAAAAAAUAAUAAUAAUAAAAAUCAGUAUUUAUUUCGUUAUUUUUUAAGUUUUCAAUGAUUUUAAUUGUUCUUGUUGCUUUCCUUGGGAAUAUUUAUAUCGAUUUUUUAGAUUUAGUGGUAGGCCGUCGUGCGUCUAGCCUGCAUCCGUUGUAACGUCCAAGACUUGCGUCCAGGCAAUAAGGAAUAUAAAUGAAUUUCGGGAAAUUCAAUAUCGAAUUUCCAUUUUUAUAAAUUUUAAAUUGAAAACUGCAGGUUUCAAGUUUUCACUUCUGUGAGAGUAGGUACUCAAUAUCAAUCACUCACUCAAUGACUCCUUUAGAUUUUUUCACACUAUAAUAAUUAAAAUUUAUAAUUAUGUAACUCCUACUAAACUUCUGAAUAUAAAUAGAUACCUACAUAACGAAUAGGUACAUACAGAAAUAUCUAGCUGUAAUUCGGACCACAUGCAUAUCCCUAUUAUGAAUAAUUCCUUUUUAUGAUGUGAAGUUCGAGCGAGUCUUGCUGGUCGGAUGAUAUACGCAAAUAUGGACGCAAACGCGGACGCUGGCUGGACGCACCGUACGGUCUGCUGUAGUAAGUACAGUGUCUGUAUGAACGGGGAAUGCCGGAAAACAUAAUAUUAAUAAAUCGUAAUAACUAUUAUUGUAUUAUUAAUAGUGAUCGAUGUUUGUAGCCGGGUCUAUUUCUUGCCGGCGUGAAUACUUUUGUAAUGUAAACUUCCAUUUUUCUAUUCCGGUAUGUAAUAAAGUCUGGCUCGGAUAAAAUUUACCAGAAUGUUUAUUUAUUCAUAAACUUUUAUUCCUGAUACACGAACUUUUAAGACAGAAAAUUGUUAUAUGUACCAAGAACGUCAGCAUUAGAGCAUUGGGUUACACAAACAAUAUAACUUAACUUAAAUUAACUUCUUGCUUGCACAUUAUACAUAGAGGCUUGAUAGUCACUUACCACGAAGUGAUUUACCACAAAAGUGUAGAUUUAAAAAAAUACAGGAAGAUAUGUUUGUCGCAGUUUCGAAUCACUUAAACCAAACUAUAACUAUUGAACUGAAAUUUUCAAAUUUCGCGACAAAUAAAAUUUGCGUAUGCCUAUUUUUAAUUCGUUGACUGUAAUAAACAAUAAUUAUUCUUGUAUGGGCAGGUGCAAAUUGAUGUCUCGAUAUUUAAGUGCGUUAGUCACAUCUGUGUCAGAAACAAUUUUUCUUAAUGUUCAUUCCGUUCUGCAUUUCUCUAAAGAAUACCCUCUAAACAUGAUUAAUAUUACCCAGUAUCAUAUAAUAUUAAAUAUAACGAUCCUAAACUUUCCAAAGUUCCAUUGAAUAACACAAUUCUCCUGUAGAUACUAAAUUACAUCGAGAUUUAUGAAAUCAAAAUGCAGGAAAUUGAACAAGUAUAAAUAAUGGUAUCUUUUGUCCGCGCCAGGCUCGCCGUGAACCGGUUGGCGCCGGUCGCAGGUUUGAUUCCCCGUUAACGGUUGUUGAAUUAUCGUUCGUGAAUAGUAUUUUCCAAAAGUUUCCUGAUUGUAAUAGCCCGGGAGCCGGUGGAUAAUUUUGAGUUUGUACUUGUAAUCCUGGAUAUUUUUAUACCUUGAACGACAAUUUAAUUCAUUUAUUUAUUUUAAUUACAGUACCUACGUUAAAAAAUAACGUACGACGUUUCAUAGAUUGAAAAUUUUACAGCCAAAACUCUCAUCUUAAGUAACAAAUUGUGAAUUUGACAGAAUAUAGUACGGUGGUUUGCCACAUUCUGAUAAGAAUGUACUGCUUGAUGAGUUAGUGAGACUUUUGAUUAAGCCCAUCCUUAAAAACUCCACCGUCUCCCCGACUAUAACUUAUCGACUUGAAUAAAUCAAAUUACGCUUCUAAAGUGUACUAUUAAUUAAUUACAUAAAGUAUGUAAAUAUAGGACAACUAAUACCUAUAAUAAUAGUGAAUGUUGUAAUUUGUAUAUAAGUAACGAAAAUUAAAUUUUAAAUACAUAGAUACAAAUUGUG